CAGCUGGACUUGACCCAGAGGAUCUUGUACCAGGAGGUGAUGCUGGAGACCUGUGGGCUUCUGGUCUCUCUGGGUUGUUCUUUGUCUAAAUCAGAGCCGAUCGACGAGCUGGAGCACGGCCAGGACUUAUGGGUGGUGGAGGAAGAUCUCUCCCAAAACUCCUGUCCAGGUGACAGCACACAACCCUGGACCCCAGAGCCUACCCUUCCUCACCUGGCCUUGCCUGAGGAAGUCUCACUCGAGCAGCAACUGACACAGGGAGCCUCAGGGGACUCCCAACUGGAGCAAGCCAAGGAUCAGGAUGGGCCAUCAGAGAUGCAGGAAGGCCACUGGAGACCAGAGAUGGACCCGCUGAAGGAGACACUCCCUUGGAAAAUGAGCCCUGAACAUGAUGGUUUGGGGACAGAUGAUGGUUUAUGUUCAGUGAUUGUACAGGAACAAGUCUCUCCAGAAGAUGGUCUCUAUGAAUGUGACUCACAUGGAACAGUUUCAGAUCCCUUGAUUCAUAAAGGAAAAAAUUCCUAUAAAUGCAAGGACUGUGGGAACGUCUUUAAGAAGAAUUACCUCCUUGUUCAACAUGUGCAGAUUCACAAUCGAGUGAAGCCCUAUGAAUGCACCGAGUGCGGGAAGACCUUUAGCAAGAGCACACAUCUCCUUCAGCACCACAUCAUCCAUACAGGGGAGAAGCCCUACAAGUGCAUGGAGUGUGGGAAGGCCUUUAACCGCAGGUCACACCUCACACGGCACCAGCGGAUUCACACCGGAGAGAAGCCUUAUGAAUGCAGUGAAUGUGGAAAGGCCUUUACCCACCGCUCCACUUUUGUCUUGCAUAACAGAAGCCACACAGGAGAAAAACCCUUUGUGUGCAAAGAGUGUGGCAAAGCCUUUCGAGAUAGGCCAGGUUUCAUUCGACACUAUAUCAUCCACACAGGAGAGAAGCCCUAUGAGUGCAUUGAAUGUGGGAAGGCCUUCAACCGCCGGUCGUACCUCACAUGGCACCAGCAGAUUCACACUGGAGUAAGACCCUUUGAGUGCAAUGAGUGUGGGAAAGCCUUUUGUGAGAGCGCAGACCUCAUUCAACACUACAUCAUCCACACCGGGGAGAAGCCCUACAAGUGCAUGGAGUGUGGAAAGGCCUUCAACCGCAGAUCACACCUCAAGCAGCACCAGCGGAUUCACACUGGAGAGAAGCCGUAUGCGUGUGGUGAAUGUGGGAAGGCCUUCACCCACUACUCCACUUUCGUCUUGCAUAAAAGGACCCACACUGGAGAAAAACCCUAUGAAUGCAAAGAAUGUGGAAAAGCCUUCAGCGAUAGGGCAGACCUCAUUCGACACUACAGCAUCCACACUGGAGAGAAGCCCUACGAGUGCAUGGAGUGUGGGAAGGCCUUCAGCCGCAGCUCACACCUCACGAGGCACCAGCGGAUUCACACUGGAGAGAAGCCCUAUGAAUGCAUCCAGUGUGGGAAGGCCUUUUGCCGGAGUGCAAACCUCAUUCGACACUCCAUCAUCCACACUGGAGAGAAACCCUACGAGUGCAGUAAAUGUGGAAAGGCCUUUAAUCGCAGCUCGUCCCUCACUCAGCAUCAACGAAUUCAUACUGGGAGAAACCCUACCAUUGUGACAGAUGUGAGAAAACCUUUUUCAACUGCACAGACUUCAGUUAAAAUCCAAGAACUCAUAUUAAGGAAAGAAUUUUUUAAUAUGACCACUGAAGAAAAUCUGUGGUGAGAGGAAGCAUCUUACUCAGCAUCUGGCCAUUCAUGCCAAAGAGAAACUCCUCAGUGCUAUUUCUAUGGAAAAACCUGUUGUAGAUCCUCAUUUGCCAUCUAAAGAAUCAUGUUAGAAAUUGACCCAGCCUAGAGUCUUAUUCUGUGUCUGAGAAUUCACCCAUGAGAGAGACCCACUGGUUAUUGUGCACAUAGGAAAACGUUUAGCCACAUCUUUCUUCUUAGUUUACAGUGAAAUGUUAUCUCAGAUA
This is a messenger RNA of Propithecus coquereli (Coquerel's sifaka), 1981 nucleotides long. Its product is annotated as zinc finger protein 543-like. Gene Ontology annotation, biological process: regulation of DNA-templated transcription. The record is from RefSeq and is a predicted model, not a curated record. Bases 40 to 1731 code for a protein of 563 amino acids. The transcript has 3 exons. NCBI's taxonomy places the organism in Eukaryota, Metazoa, Chordata, Mammalia, Primates, Indriidae.